Molecule: messenger RNA, 1482 nt
Organism: Linnemannia hyalina
Lineage: Eukaryota; Fungi; Mortierellomycota; Mortierellomycetes; Mortierellales; Mortierellaceae
Source: the annotation of a GenBank genome assembly
AUGUCUUCAGACAUCCCCGUCUACAACCAGGCAUGCCUCGCCACCGACAGCUCAAGCACUGCACCAUCCUUCUACCUCGUCGGUUCUAACUUACCAGGAUCACUGGAAGUCAAUUACAUCAACAACCCCGACGCGACGACUUAUACCCAAGUCGCGAGUUUCAUAUCCCCUAAGCUGUUCAGUUGGAGCGGGAAGGCCCAGGAUUUCGAUAUGUUCACGGUGGUGACGAAUGACACAGUAGCCAAUGCCCCAAAGCCAGGGAUGUGGGGGAAUGUCAUGAUGAACUUCCAGGUCGCCGGUACCAGUCUGCUAAGCUACGACAUGACGCACAACCCUGUCGCCGUUGAUAAUGCCUUGCUGGCAGUCGGAACAUACGGAGACUCGUUUGGCAGCAUAUCUCAUGGAUACACCAUCGUUUUCGAUAAGGUCGGCAAAGGACAGAUCUUUGCUGCCACAGGCAAUCUCCUGGCGACUGUGACUAACAAUAUCUCUGCUCUUACGCUUGGAAUUCCGGAGAGUGUCAACAUGAACGGGAUUUCGCUCACUGUGGACGCCAUUCCUAUCACUAUGGGCACCACAGCGUACAUCCUUGACAAGGCAGACAAUGGCACUACAGUCGUCUACUCCAUCAACCCAACCACUUCAACGACCUUGAACCGCUUGUACAACACAGGCGACUCCCUCCAAUUCACCAACAAUAUGGCAGCAGCAGCACUUAACAAUCAACUCCUCACCUACUCCGUCAACAAGAAUGUCGCAUCAUUCAACGUCUUUGAUGUGACUACAUCAUCUUGGUCAGGAGCCGGCUUAGUCCCGGCGCCCGUGUCUGGACCCACAUCUAAUCCAACCUCUUCAACAUCUUCACCAACAUCUAUGGGCGCCAUUGUUGGAGGUGCUGUUAGUGGACUUUUUCUGAUUGCCAUUGUUGUGCUUUUCUUUGUACGAAACCGACGACGGCGCCAACGUAAGAAUCGCCAAAAAAUUAUGGAGGGGACCAACUUUGCACAUCUGCAAGGUCCUGAGGCGAACAUGUAUAAUGGGGGCGCCACUCCUCAGCGACAUGCUCAGUACGACAUCCAAGGAUACAUCCAGUACGAACAAGGUUACGUCCCCUACGACCAACAAGAAUACCAGCACCAGCCCCAGAACCAGCAUCCAUCAUCUCCUUUUAUACCCCCUCCGCCUUUCAACCAAGGAGGUGUGGAUGACCUAUCGUCGUACAAGGUGCCACAACCGAUCUCAGCAGAGCCCUCGUCAGUUGAUUCACCGCUCGUGCGUGAUUCCUCGUACAUCAGUCCUACCUCGUACAGGGAGUCGUUUUCCUUUGAACCGAAGAGUAUUGAUUCCGUCCUUGCCAUCUCUAAGUCUGAGGAGAGGUCGUCGUUUGGUCAGAGUCCGCAAUAUGUUCCCAGUGCUGUGGGUGGUGCGGGAUCUGAGGUUCGGUCCCCUCAGAUGGUCCCUAGUACUUCUAACGGUCAUUAG